Molecule: messenger RNA, 4008 nt
Organism: Austrofundulus limnaeus
Lineage: Eukaryota; Metazoa; Chordata; Actinopteri; Cyprinodontiformes; Rivulidae
Product: protein FAM13A
Exons: 22
Coding region: 282-3224 (980 amino acids)
Biological process (GO): signal transduction
Source: RefSeq, a predicted model, not a curated record
CCCACCAGCCGUCAUGGUUACAUGUCACGUGGCUAGUAACAUAAACACAUUUUCUAGGGAAGCAUUGGAGGAGUAAGCUAAUUACGAUACCUUAAAAGUUGUUCUUUUCUUUUUUUUAACUUGCUUUUAACCAUACCGUUGGGAUGUGAGGACGAUGGCAUUAGCUAUUAAUUGCAAUAUGACGCGUUUUAGCAAAGUUUCAGUCAGUGGAGCGUUAUGUCCAGAAGGGAAAACUCCGACAAGUCAAAAGUGGAGAGCUGUCCCUGUCCGCUGAGCUGAGAAUGGGUGCAAGCGCUUCAUUAUCCCUCUGUAGUGAUCCAUCUUCAGUGAGAAUCUUGAAGCCCAGCGCUAAGGUCAGCCCAGAGCUCAUUGUUCCUGCUCAGGUUUCAGAGUCUGGAGCGUUGCCUAGACGUGUAUUUGGUGUUUCCCUGGAAACUCUUAAAGAGGAUGGGCAGAUGGCCUGUGGAAUACCUCAUGUGUUAAGAGAAAUGGUGGAGUUUCUGGGAAAGAAUGGACUGCAUCACAGGGGUCUGUUUCGCUUGUGUGGUUCUGUGGUGCGAAUCCGGCAGCUGAGGCAGCAGUGGGAUUGUGGAGAAAAGGUGGACCUGGAGCAACAGGGGGAAGUCUCCACUGUGGCUUCACUACUCAAACUCUUCCUAAGAGAAUUGCCCGUUCCUGUAGUCCCUGAGCCUCAGCGUAAACAACUGGUCCGGUGCCUAACAGGCUGUGCAGACAAACCAGAACUGAACCAGAGACUGAGAGAAAACCUCAACCACCUCCCCUGCUCCAACCUCCAUAUUUUGUCUUACCUCAUCCACUUUCUGUGCAGAGUGGCUGCUCACAGCCAGUCAAAUCACAUGCCUGUGGAAAAUCUAGCCACCAUAUUUGGGCCUUGCAUAUUUCACGUUCCAGCAGGGCCCAGGAUGCUGGARGAGCAGAGUGUGUCCAACGCCCUCUUGCUCCACCUUCUCCGGCAUCAGGCAGUCCUCCUUCCAGGCCCAGCUGAGGUCUCAGCAGCUUCAUCUGCUGCCUCUUCACCUCCCCCUCUUCCUGCGCUGUCUGCUCUGUCUCACUUUGAGGUCCAGUCUAGCAGCUGUGAAUCUGAGCGUGGCACGAGGAGGUUUGAGGAAGAAAUUGCUUCAAUUUCCGGGGACGUUGCUUUUGAACAAAUGAUUCCGAUGCAAUCUAAGCUCCACAGCAUCAAAGACCGCCGCUUCGGAUCCGCCGUCCCGCACAGCCCUGACACACUGGUGCAACAUUGUGAAACGGGCUUUGACGUCAGCGCUGACAUUCAGGCAUCGAUUGCAAACCACGGCGUUCCGGAGAAAAGCGGUGAUUUUACAGRAUCGAGCCGUGCGCUCUCCUGCCCCGCUGACCCGGAGCAACCGCCACCACCACCCAGCCGACCGUCUCAAAGCACGCAGGGGACGUUUUCACAGAUGCCUCGGCUUACAAACACGUCAGAGGAGGAAGAGGAGGAAGGCGCAAAGAAAACUUCUUGUUGUUUGGCUUCUGCAGACACAGGGCAGAGUUCAUCUAUAUUAGACUGCAGAAAAGCAAGUGAAUCACAGAAUCAGGACACAGAGAGCUUUUUGUGCUGCAUCAAGUGCAAGAAUGAAGAUAAAGCCACAGUGCCACAAUGCAAGAAGAACAAAGGAGGAGGAUGCUGCGGUUCUCCUGACCGACAUGACGGUUGCAUAGGCACGAACAUCAGCUCUGACAGUCCAUCCCUCAAGCUUCAAGCCCUGGAGGCUGACUCGGGUCCACCGCUAGACUCGUUAGACCCCCGAGCCCAGGAUAACCUACCUGCUCAGCAGCAACCUCCUCCCAUGGAAGCGCAGCACCUUUAUCAGUCCAGUUUGCCUUUGCCUCCAUCUUUGGAUCUGCACACAGUUGACUCAUCUCAGCCCGUGCACCUUCAGUCACCGUCUUUAUCCGUGUCCAGUCUUGUUCUCUCCGCUGCCGUGUGUUCUGAAGAACUUUCAGAAGAAGAUGCCUCACUGAGUCCACCAGUGACUAACGCCGGUCCGCUCCUCUCUCGCUUCACGCCGGGGGACAGCCCCGUCCCCUCGCCGCGCUGUCCCAGCCUCACCCACAGCCUGCGCUUCAACMUGGACCCUGAAACGGCUCCAUCUCCACCAUGCUCCCAGCACAUUCGCAUUGCUCGCUGCAGUGUCCUUACAGAACCAGAGGAAGGUUCUGCGUCCAUCUCAGUGCUUAACAGACACAUUCACACUCUCAGAAAGAGGAUCCGGCGUUUUGAGGAGCAUUUUGAACAGGAAAGGCACUACAAGCCAGCCCACAAUGAYAAAACUGCACAUCCAGAAGUGGCCAAACUGAUGAAGGAACUCAUCAAGAGUCGCAAACAGCUUAAAGAGAUAAAACUGAGACAGCCACAGGGACUUGGAGGUUUAGGUCCCAGAUCUGAAACAUGCAGAACCAAUAUAGACCAGAGAGAGGCGGGACCCACAGGAACUGAGCUCCAACAGCUCAAUAAUAACACCAACACCAAACCGAACAUAGAGGAAACUGUCAACACGAUAACCAACAGGCUGAAGGAAAGACGGCGGGAGCUGGGCCUGCCUGACAGCAUUAAGGAGAUGUCUAACUUCCAGAUGAGUAUGGAGAAGACCUGCAUGCAGAAGUGUCUGCUGUACUUUGAGGGUCUGCACGGGCGCCCGAGUACCAAGCAGGAACGCACUCUGAUGAAACCUUUUUACGAUCGCUACCGUCUGCUCAAGCAGCUGCUUUCAUCUGCUUUCACAACAGCCAUUACAACCAUUGAAGAAGAGGAGGGCUCCGAUGAAGAGAAUUUCAUACAACGAAGCCCCAAGCAGCAACCGCUUUGGUUGGGAACACCCAAAUGUCUGUCCUUGGAUGAGUCGCAGUUUUCUUCUUCUCUGGAAACAUCGGAAACGCCUCUGGUGUCUCCGCUGGAGGAAGUCAAGGGUGUCCAGUCACAGAUUAUCACRAUGGCAACACUGCAUGAAGCAUCGAGGCAGGAAUUACUGGAUCACCUGAGGACAGUUCGAUUAGAGAAGCGGAGACUUCACCAAGCCCUGCGCGAGUUUGAGGAACAUUUCUACAAUCAGACUGGCAGGCUUUGUCAGAAAGAGGAUCGUGGCCCGAUGGCAGAGGAGUACUGCCAGUACAAGAACCUCAAAGCGAAGCUCCGUCUUCUGGAGGCUCUGCUCAGUAAACAAGACUCAACCAAGACAAGUUGAGUUACUCACAGUGGGAAUUUUAAUACACCUAACAGGACUUCGCUUUUUUUUUACCCCUCAAAAAAAAAAGAGCUUCUAAAGCCAAUUUGCCUUUUAUUCAUGCCAUGCUCAUUGUGUAAAMACACUUUACAUGAAGAAUAUCAAUGGAAAUUCUUUACAGUCUAAAUUUUUUAGAUACUUUAUUUGGUCCAAACAAAAAAGAUUCAAUCUCAUUAUUCAGGACCCUUUUUUUUUAAACCUGUCGCUGUUUGAUGUAGCACAUUUACAUGUCAUGGAUGAAGCACAACAACGUGAUAUUAGUUACGUUUGAGUAAUUCAUGUAAUUAUGGCACUUUGUUUUUCAGCUUUUUACUCUUGCCAAAACAGUCUUUGUCGUUGCUUGAUGUGGUAACUGCAUUUAUUUAAAAAAAAUGCAUAAGCUUAAAUGCAUCCAGUGAGACAAUCUUGCAGUGUUUGUGCAUGUCRGUUUUUUUUAGUCCUACAUUGUGCUAUGAUAUGCAUUCAGGAUUUUAAAGUUAAUCUAAAUUGCGACCAGUCAAUUUAGAUGUUCAUUUCGGAAAAUAUGCAGUGAACGUAGGUGUCGUAGUGCAAGUUAUAUCAGCUGUCAAAUUUGUGUUUACUUCCUGACUUUUUUUUUGAGUAUAUGAAGUAAAUCUCUCCUAAAUGUCUGUGUUGACAAAGAUCUUUUACAUUGUGCACUUCUGGUUUAUAUAGUUUCUAUAUAUUUAUAUAUAUAUAUAUAUAUAUGAAUGUAAUAUUAAAAAUAAAUAUUUUUUCACAUUUA